CCCGUGCAUACUCAAUGUUUUCCCAAGAAAUGCACGGGAAAAAUCCGUUCAUUUAUUUUCCUUUUCAGUUAAUUUUUAAUUUCUAACUUUUUUAAAUUAGGAAGAGGCUAAUGUUGGAUGUAAGAGGUCUCCAAAUUUUGAUUUUGGGCCUACUUGGCUGUACAACCGCCCAAAACAAUGGAAUUUUCUACACAGGAUUCCUGGCUGACUCCUUGAGACAGAAUAAUCCGUCAAGAUUAUCUACGGCCCGCCUACUUCAGACCCUUCCCACCACAACGGAGUACUCUCGAUUGGAAGAUCAGUAUUACCAAGAGAAGCCAACACUCCAUGCUGACCCCAUAAUUAGACUCCACCAGAACGAAAACCAAGAGAGUAUCCUCCCUCGUAGGCAGCAACUUUUCCAGAACAACAAUCAACAAGUACCUGACCUGGAUAUUUCCAUUAAAGGAGAUUCCUCCACCCCAGUUCAAGCCCCUGCUUCCAUUAGGAUUGAGAGUGCUCCUAUUAUCUCACACAUAUCCCCUGAGGAGAGGUUAAGAAAUGAGAAGGAACGCCUGGAGCAGAACAGAAGUGCUAAGUAUGCAUUUAAUUCUGUUGUGAGCGAUACUAUUUUUGAUAAUUCUCAUGUCCGCGAAGAAGUGAGAGAUGGUCUGAAGCUAGCUGGACUUUAUUCCUAUAGUGAUGGAUUCUACAAGAGGACCGUGCACUAUGUAGCUGAUGAGAAUGGAUACAGAGUCAUCAAGGAAGAUGUGGAGCCCAUUGGCGCUGGGGAGGGUCCGCUUCUAAAUCCGAAUGGAGAAAUUGAUGUUGCCUCCAACUACGAUGGAGCUGCACACACCUACCAUGCAACAGCUAAAGAUAUUCCUAGCCUCUUUAGAAAGCAAGACUCAUCACUAACACCAUCAAAGUCGCUUACAUCUCCAGCUCUGAACAUUAGGCAAUAAGCUUUACUGUCGUUCACACGAGAAAAUUGUGAUAUUUAUAUUCAUUUCAUCUUGACUAUAUUUAUACUUUUGAUAAAUUAUUUUAAUAAACUAAAUAUAAAAGUCAAUGCCAAAUAAGUUUACACACUUUUAGAGUGCAAUUGAAGAUCCGCCAUCUUGAGUCUUGCCCUUACUUUCAUUGCUUAACUGAAGGGAUGUAAUCUCCUGACAAUGUCUAAAAGUGCCUUAACAUGUUUGGCAAGGACACUAACAUGACAAAAAUUCUCAUAAGCUGUAAUUCUAGACGAAAGGAAGUACCCAGGAAAAAGGAAGGACCUGAACAAAAACUAAUUUUGUUACUGGAAAAUCCAGUCUAUUUCUUUCAUGGGAACCUUCAAAGAAGCGUUAGCUGCAUUGAAACUUUUUACCUUUACAUUUUAAAUUAUUUGGUAUAGCUUAUGUACUGCUUAAUAAAAUUUAAGACUUUUUAAAAAAAA
Messenger RNA from Bemisia tabaci, 1420 nucleotides. NCBI's taxonomy places the organism in Eukaryota, Metazoa, Arthropoda, Insecta, Hemiptera, Aleyrodidae. The record is from RefSeq and is a predicted model, not a curated record.